AUGGCUGCUGAUGAUCGUAAGUUCGAUGAAGACCUGCAGCGAGCCAUUGAACUUAGCAAGCAGACUUACGAGGAGGAGUUGCGGAGAGGGCAGGUAAGCGCUGGAAAUGCUUCUGAACCGGACCUGAUAUGGUGGGAAGAUGAUGAAGAGGCGACAGCGCGUUAUCCCUUUGGAAAGAUCAGUCAAACCCGCCAAAAAGUGCGCAGUCAUGGCCACGCUGAUACUUCGCAGUCCGCGUAA
Molecule: messenger RNA, 240 nt
Organism: Gongylonema pulchrum
Lineage: Eukaryota; Metazoa; Nematoda; Chromadorea; Rhabditida; Gongylonematidae
Source: the annotation of a GenBank genome assembly